Orycteropus afer afer is the source of this 2683-nucleotide messenger RNA. It is a transcript of the gene SLC39A6, whose product is annotated as solute carrier family 39 member 6. Gene Ontology annotation, molecular function: zinc ion transmembrane transporter activity. Gene Ontology annotation, cellular component: membrane. The record is from RefSeq and is a predicted model, not a curated record. Gene Ontology annotation, biological process: intracellular zinc ion homeostasis; zinc ion import across plasma membrane. Lineage: Eukaryota; Metazoa; Chordata; Mammalia; Tubulidentata; Orycteropodidae.
AUGGCGAGGAAUUUAUCUGUGAUCUUGAUCCUGACCUUCACUCUCCUGGCCUGUGUCACAAGUCCCUCAGCUGCUUUCCCUCAGACCACGGAGAAAAUUGUUGCAAAUUGGGAAGCAGGCAUUAAUGUUGACUUGGCAGUUACUACACAGAGACACCAUCUACAACAACUUUUUCACCGCUAUGGAGAAAAUAAUUCCUUGUCCGUUGAAGGUUUCAGAAAAUUGCUUCAAAAUAUAGGCAUUGAUAAGAUUAAAAGAAUCCAUAUAAACCAUGACCAUGAUCAUCACUCUGACCAUGAUCAUCACUCUGACCAUGAUCAUCACUCUCAUCACAAUCAUGCAACUUCCAUUAAAAAUAAUCAGAAAGGUCUCUGCCCAGACCACGACUCUGAUAGUUCAGGUAAAGAUCCUAGAAACAGCCAGGGGAAAGGAUCUCGCCGACCAGAAAAUGCCAAUAGUAGAAGAAGUGUUUUAAUCAAAGACAGUGCUAGUGAAGUGACCUCAGCUGUAUAUAAUGCUGUCUCUGAAGGAACUCACUUUCUAGAGACUAUAGAGACUCCAAAACCUGGAAAAGUUCUCCUUAAAGAUGUGAGUGGUUCCACUCCACCGAGCAUCACAGAAAAGAGCCAUGUGAGCCGACUUGCUAGUAGGAAAACAAAUGAAUCUUUGAAUGAGCUCAGAAAAGGCUUUAUGCUUUCCAGAAACACAAAUGAUAAUACUCCAGAGUGCUUCAAUGCAACAAAGCUGCUCACGUCGCAUGGCAUGGGCAUCCAGGUUCUGUUGAACACAACAGAGUUCUACUAUCUCUGCCCAGCCAUCAUCAAUCAGAUUGAUACUAGAUCUUGUCUCAUUCAUACAACGAGUGAAAAGAAAGCUGAAAUUCCUCCAAAGGCCUAUUCUUUACAAAUAGCCUGGGUUGGUGGCUUUAUAGCUAUUUCCAUCAUCAGUUUCCUGUCCUUGCUGGGUGUUAUCUUGGUGCCUCUCAUGAACCGGGUGUUUUUCAAAUUUCUCCUAAGUUUUCUUGUGGCACUGGCCGUUGGGACAUUGAGUGGUGAUGCUUUUUUACACCUUCUUCCACAUUCUCAUGCAAGUCACCACCAUGGUCACAGCCAUGAAGAACCAGCAAUGGAAAUGAAGAGAGGGCCACUUUUCAGUCAUCUGUCUUCUCAAAACAUAGAAGAAAGUACCUAUUUUGAUUCUACAUGGAAGGGUCUGACAGCUCUAGGAGGCCUGUACUUCAUGUUUCUUGUUGAACAUGUACUCACAUUGAUCAAGCAGUUUAAAGAUAAGAAGAAAAAGAAUCAGAAAAAACCUGAAAAUGAUGAUGAUGUGGAGAUUAAGAAGCAGUUGUCCAAGUACGAAUCUCAACUUUCAACAAAUGAAGAAAAAGUAGACACAGAUGAUCGACCAGAAGGCUAUCUACAAACAGACACUCAAGAGCCCUCACACUUUGAUUCUCAGCAGCCAGCAGUCUUGGAAGAAGAAGAGGUCAUGAUAGCUCAUGCUCAUCCACAAGAAGUUUACAAUGAAUAUGUUCCCAGAGGGUGCAAGAAUAAAUGUCAUUCUCAUUUUCAUGACACACUCGGCCAAUCAGAUGAUCUCAUUCACCACCAUCAUGACUACCAUCAUAUUCUCCAUCACCACCACCACCAAAACCACCACCCCCACAGUCACAGUCAGCGUUACUCUCGAGAGGAGCUAAAAGAUGCCGGCAUUGCCACUUUGGCUUGGAUGGUGAUAAUGGGGGACGGCCUACAUAAUUUCAGCGAUGGCCUAGCAAUUGGUGCUGCUUUUACUGAAGGUUUAUCAAGUGGUUUAAGUACUUCUGUUGCUGUGUUUUGUCAUGAGUUGCCUCAUGAAUUAGGUGACUUUGCUGUUUUACUAAAGGCGGGCAUGACUGUUAAACAGGCUGUUCUUUAUAAUGCUCUGUCAGCCAUGCUGGCAUACCUUGGAAUGGCAACAGGGAUUUUCAUUGGUCAUUAUGCUGAAAAUGUUUCUAUGUGGAUAUUUGCACUUACUGCUGGCUUAUUCAUGUAUGUUGCUCUCGUUGAUAUGGUACCUGAGAUGCUACAUAAUGAUGCUAGUGACCAUGGAUGUAGCCGCUGGGGAUAUUUCUUUUUACAGAAUGCUGGAAUACUUUUAGGUUUUGGGAUUAUGUUACUUAUUUCUGUAUUUGAGCAUAAAAUUGUGUUUAGUAUAAAUUUCUAGUAUAAAUGCUAGAGUAGUUUACAAAAGCAUUGCCAUCUGUAGUUUGAAUAAGUCAUAGGGAGAUGAGAGUUUGUGUAUUAUAACAUGCAGCAUUUAGUGUGUAUUGUGAUUUUUUUGUAUUGAAUUUUGUCAUUUGUUACACUUAUAAGGUCAAUUAUGGUGGUAACAUAAAGGUACAUUUUAAUAUUUAAGUUAUUCUAUUUUGGGAAUAUAAGCUAUAAGUGCAAUUCACCCAUAUUACCAGUUUUAUUGUAUAAACAAGAGACUUGGCAUGACAUGUUCUAUAUAUUUCAGGGAAAAAAAUGUCUUUAAUUCUUUAUUCUAGAACUAAUUUAACACAGUAAUUUCCAUGCUGGAUUUUAAACCUCUGAAGAACUUUAGGUGUUCAGUCAGGAGUAGUAAGAAUAUUCCUGAACCCUAAGAUACCAAGGAAACUUGUACUGAAUUUAAGCUAGUAAAUAAGGAGCAAAAGAGA